AUGACCUGGGAAGGUCACGAUUUAGGGAAAGAUAAGAGGAGCCGGUUCCAUCUCACUUCUCUGAUCUGUGUCUUCCCCCGGCCUCUGCAGGCUUCUGAGUUUGAGACCCCACCAGAUAUGACUGAUGUUUGUCCCCAUGGAACUAGUGCAUGUGCGGUCUUUUACUCCGAGGUCGGCGCAGAUAAAUCCCUGCAGGAGCGGUCCCAUCGUGUACCCCUCAGCCAGGACACCCCCACCAUGGGACAACCUGAUCAUCAGACAAUUUUUGAAGAAGUGAUCGGAAAUUUGAAACCAGGCACUGAAUAUCGAGUGAGCAUAGCAGCUUACAGCCAGACGGGCAAAGGGCGGCUCAGCUCUGCUCGGCAUGUUACCACUUUGUCCCAAGAUUCCUGCCUGCCCCCAGUGGCACCCCAGCAGCCACAUGUCAUCGUGGUUUCUGAUUCUGAGGUGGCCCUAUCCUGGAAACCUGGGGCGAGCGAAGGGAGCUCCCCUAUUCUGUACUAUUCUGUGGAAUUCAUCAGGCCAGAUUUCGACAAGCGUUGGACCUUAAUCCAAGAGCAGAUCCAGAUGGACUCCAUGGUUAUCAAGGGCCUCCAUCCAGACACCAACUACCAGUUUGCCGUGAGGGCAAUGAAUUCCCAUGGCCCCAGCCCCCGCAGCUGGCCCAGCGACACCAUCCGCACCCUCUGUGCUGAAGAAGCAGGAAGUGGCCGCUAUGGACCCCACUACAUCACCGACACGGGGGUCGGUGAGGAUGAUGAUGGAUUUGAAGAUGACUUAGAUUUGGAUAUUUCCUUUGAGGAGGUUAAACCACUUCCUGCUACCAAAGGAGGGAAUAAAAAACUUUUGGUGGAAACCAAGAUGACGUCUCUAUCUCACCCAAAGACCCUUUCCAGGCUUGUCCCCCCAACCUCAGCAUCUCCCCCCAUGACUACGGUGGCUCCCCAGCCCACUCCUGUACAGAGGAAGGGGAAGGAUGGUGUGGCCAUGAUGUCAAGGCUCUUUGACAUGUCUUGUGAUGAAACCCUCUGCUCUGCUGACAGCUUUUGUGCCAAUGACUACACCUGGGGGGGCUCGCGAUGCCAUUGCAACCUGGGCAAAGGUGGCGAGAGCUGCUCGGAAGGUAGGCCCUCAGGGGAGGGGAAGAGCAUGGUGGGGGGCUGGCGCCCUGGGAGCCAGAGGGCCGUUUUGUGGUCCAAACAUGGUUCUUUCUAG
Messenger RNA from Lemur catta (Ring-tailed lemur), 1215 nucleotides. Its product is annotated as pikachurin-like. The record is from RefSeq and is a predicted model, not a curated record. Bases 1 to 1215 code for a protein of 404 amino acids. The transcript is spliced from 8 exons. NCBI's taxonomy places the organism in Eukaryota, Metazoa, Chordata, Mammalia, Primates, Lemuridae. Gene Ontology annotation, molecular function: protein binding.